Scaptodrosophila lebanonensis is the source of this 4045-nucleotide messenger RNA. It is a transcript of the gene cup, whose product is annotated as protein cup. The transcript has 7 exons. Gene Ontology annotation, molecular function: mRNA binding. The record is from RefSeq and is a predicted model, not a curated record. Gene Ontology annotation, cellular component: cytoplasm; nucleus. Gene Ontology annotation, biological process: negative regulation of translation. The coding region runs from base 145 to 3921 and encodes 1258 amino acids. NCBI's taxonomy places the organism in Eukaryota, Metazoa, Arthropoda, Insecta, Diptera, Drosophilidae.
ACAUUCAUAGAUUGCAAGAGCUAAAUAACGGCAUUUUUGAUCUCGUCACAAACGUGGAUUUCAUUUUGCAAUUUUGAGUGUUUUAUUUGUGAAAAAUACAAAGUGUUUUCGUAAUAAUUAAUAUUUUAAAGUAAAUAACAAGCAAUGUCGGAAAGUUCAAUGCAAAUGGCUGAAAUUCAGACUGAGGGAGUAAGCGGUAAUAAGACCAUAAAGCCCGAAGAAAAUGGCGCUGGCGCCGUAGAAACUAAACUUAUGCGCCCUAUGAGCGAAAGAAGCGAAUGUUUGAGUCAAGAGCCGAAGGAGCAGCGCAAAGUAAUACGCAAAUUAAUUAAUCCUGUUGUAGUCAACAACACCGAUGUAGCUACCGAGACAGAGAAAUUGUUGACCCCUGUUGAUACAAGCAAAUCUGUGCACCUGCCGCCGCCCCCGCCACCUCCGACGCCUGUGCAAGCUCCUUUGCCAACAACUCAGCCCAUUUUAUUACAAGCAACAAUGGCUUUGCAAGCCGAAGAAGAUGAAAGUUUUACUGAAAAGUGGGAAGAUCCAUGUGCGCCACCACCACCGCCGCCAAUGCCGUCAAAUACGUUUUUAUCAGCCGGCUUUGGUUUUUUGAAAUUAGGCGCCACAAAACUGAAGGACGCUUUGGAGGAAGCCAUAGCGAAAAUGGAGAUUGCCAAACGGCAGGACCAGGAUACAUCGUGUCUGAUGUUGGAUGAAAUAAAAGUCGAUGCUAUGGAAAUGUCACCCAGAAGUUCGAAUGAUGUGUCUGUUGUGUCCGCGUCCAAAUUCUCCAAUGCUCUUAUUGUUCACCCCAAAUGGAACAAGUCAGCUGCCAUACUUCAAAUCGAGCGCACUAUUAAAGUUGGCCAUUUAUUGGCAAAACAAAAUAAGGUUCAAGCCACCAUUUCUAGCGAGGCCAUACCCCUGCAUCCAGUUGGGGUUGCUUCAGUCGCCACAGUUGCUCCAGUUCCCAAAACUAGAGUCAGCAAAACGCCCAAGGCUGGAAGCACGGAGGCUCCCCCGGAGUCAGAUGAAGGUCUAUCGUUACAGGUGCUAUCGGCACGUGCCUCUACACCAUACACUCAGCCAACAACCAUGCUAUCCUGCACGGCUGUGAGCUGCGAUUUGGAGCAUGAGUCACAGCACAUGAGUCCAACAAAGGUAGAGCAAAUAAAAAAGCUACCAACAGCAUUGGAGUCUACAUCGCAACAGCCCAUGAAACGCCUUUCAUCUGUGGCUACGGCCAAGCCUGGCAAUUUGCGCCAACCCAAGAGUCGGCUACUUUCUACCUCGCAAUCUGGAAACACUUAUAUCUUCCAGUACACCCGCGUUCAUCUGCUUGAAAUACGCAAUGAAAUGAUUAGUGCGCUUGUGCAUUGCGCCAAAGAAAGCAUGUCCUUUAUGCCACGCAUCGCUACGUGUGAUGAUAUUGAGCUGGAAGCGCGACUGCGACGCAUGAAUCUCUGGCGCACUGUCGGGGACCAUGGACAUGCCGUUCGAGGCAGCAGCGGCUUCCGUUCGAGCAGUAAUUUUAAGCCCCCGCGGUAUAUUAACAAUGUUGCCAUCGCUGAGUGCAUGCCAGCUUUCUAUAAGAACAAAACAAAACAGCAAAUCGUUAACGACGAGUCCAUUAUACAGAGUCAGCCACCCCAAGCGGAAUUCCAGGAUCCCGCUAUUGUCAAUCAACGGCGCAUCGGAAGUGGACGUUUACCGUACUCUAAAAUGUCCUUUAACCAUAUUGACUACAAUCAGUCAUACAAUUCCAAACCUUUUAUGGACGAUACUGACACAAAGCAUAACAAAGGAAAUAUGAGUGGGCUGCAAUUUUUUGAUAAUGGAAAUAUGAACACCACCAACACCAAGAAUGCAUCAUCAAUGGGUGGCAAUCAGGCUAUAACACAUACAAAGGCUCGCAAUGAGAACGAGAUAAUGGGAACAAAUGAUUCAGUUGAAGACCUACAUCAAGCCAAUGAGAAUUAUGUGAAGCGUGUCAUGUCUGGAUUCCUUGUGGUUUCCAAGCCGAAAUCGCGUGAAACGGAUGACAGACAUCAUCGUCGCUACAGAAAUCAGAACGAGGAACCAGAGUGGUUUAGUUGUGGUCCAACAUCAAGACUUGAUACCAUCGAGUUGUGCGGUUUUGAUGAAGAUGAAGAGAAAAUGUUAAAAGAGGGAAAAGCGGAUAUGAAUGGGCACAUGUUAAGCGAUGAGGAUAAGGAGCAUUCAAUGCAUAAAACUCAUAAGAUGGAUCACAGUAAAUACAAAUGGCAACCAACAUCCGAUUCGAAUGGCAUAACACGAAACAAAUUCAUGGCCAAGAAUGAUACCAACAAUAAUAGCAAUACGGAAAAUUUGAACAAAAUGCACCUGGAUGUGGAAAUGCAAAUGAAGGAUGAUAAGCAGAACGUUCGUCAGUUUCAAUAUGAUAAGUUCAAUCCGAAUAAACAGAGCUUCGAGGGUAACAACUAUAGGCGUGUAGUUGGUGGUGACGAUGGCCACAAUAUACCCCGUCCUCUACAGAACAAACAACAAGGCCACUUCAAUAAUAACUCGAAAUUCAUGUCAUUUUUUGGCAAAAAGAACGCCCAACAGGCACAUGAACGAUUCGAGAAGAACAGCUCAUCGUCCUCGCUUAAUGAGUUCUUUAAGCAAACAAUCGUUCAUAAUCAGAACCAAAACCACAACAAUGGCACCAAUGUAAGCAACAAAGCGCAUGUUGAGCAUAAGAGCCAACAAAUGCAAUCUGUUGACCAAUUGGAGGCUAAAUGGCGUCGAAAUUCGUUGACAGCAGUCGGCGAUUUAACAACUAAUACUCUCAGUAACGGCAAUAAUAAUAAUAAUGCGGACAGUUUUCAGAAACUGAUUGGCGCCUUGAGCAUGAAUAAGCCCCAAUCGUUGCAAACUAUGCCGCCACCGCUGACCAAUGAUGCUAUUUCCAGCUUCAUAUUGCAACAGCAACAAUAUCAGCAGCAACAGCAAAAACAGCAAGUGCUCAUUCAGCAGCAGCAGCAACAAACCGCCUAUUUGGCCAGCUUGCAGUUAAAAGCCAUACUCGGACGUGCCGACACCCAAUUGCUGCUACUGCGCUUGACAAAAGGCGAAAUCUCUAAGCAUGGUCUUUUAGUGCAGUUGGCCAACCCACGCCUUUCUCACACAGAUCGUGAGGCCAUUACUGCCGUACUGCAGUUCACGAACACUCAGCAACAGCAGCAACAACAUCAGCAGCAGCUAGAGAUGCUCUCCAGCACUGUAAUUGCCAAUCAGCUACAGAAUCUUCACAACUUGGCCGUUGUACAGCAGACAAUAGCGGCUCGUAUGCAGCAACAACAGCAGCUGCCAAUGCAACAGCAACAGCAGCAGACACAGCCACAACAGGUUUCUCAUGAGGAUUUGCAGACCCAUGCUAACAUAAUAAUGCGCAAUGCGCUCUUGAAACGCAAAAUGGAGGAGCAAUCAUCCAAGCUGCUCAAUUUUCAAAUGGCACCCAACAAGCAACAGCAACCGCAGCAGCAGCAGCAUCAACAACAUCAACGGGUUGCACGUUCUAUGCCCACUCAUGACUCAAAUACAUUGCUAAAUGCUCUGUUGUCUGGGGGCAAUCAUCAUCAGAGCACUGCUAGCAUGAUGCAAUCGCAUCAGCAACUGCAACAGCAACGUCGUACCAAUAAAAGCACGCAUGGUGACUCCAAUGUGCGAUUCGUCGAAAAUGCAAAUUUCCAAACUGGCGAAACGGCCCAAACCCAUUUUCCACUGACUAAUAACAACAGCAACGGUAUGCACGGCCUUCAGAUUUCGGCGCAGCAUCAGCAUCAGCAGCAACCCAAGAUCAAGAACAAUAACAAUGUUAUCAGUUUUAAUAAAUCGCACAUUCCAUCCGCCCAGCCAGUGCCGAUGAUGUCCAAUGGUGGAGAUGAGCUUCAUUAAUGGUUUUAAGAAGUUUAGUGGCACGACUGUCGGUUUGAUGGCCAUCGGCGUCGGUUCUACUUUCAUAUUAGUUAUUGGCCAUCGCUUUAUAGUUAGGCCUCUGAUGAAUAAAAAGCGUCGCCUG